Acaromyces ingoldii is the source of this 1728-nucleotide messenger RNA. Its product is annotated as putative sugar transporter. Gene Ontology annotation, biological process: carbohydrate transport; transmembrane transport. The record is from RefSeq and is a predicted model, not a curated record. Lineage: Eukaryota; Fungi; Basidiomycota; Exobasidiomycetes; Exobasidiales; Cryptobasidiaceae. Gene Ontology annotation, cellular component: membrane. Gene Ontology annotation, molecular function: carbohydrate:proton symporter activity. The coding region runs from base 70 to 1728 and encodes 552 amino acids. The transcript has 5 exons.
CUCCCUCUCCUUCGCAUCACCUUCUCUGCCAAAAAUACCGUUCCUCGUCCAUUUACGACAAGACACGCCAUGGCCACUUCUAACACAAGAGUAGACGGCGGACCUUUUGACUUUGACUUGGGUCUACGUGGCCGCUGGUUGCUCUCUGCAAUCACCGUCUGCUGUGCCUCAGGCUUCCUCCUUGUAGGCUACGACAAUGGAGUCAUGGGCGGUCUUGUUGAGACGCCUGCCUUUCGGGAGACUUUCAACGAGCCCAACGCCUCGACAAUCGGCAACAUCGUGAGCCUAUACGAAAUCGGGUGCUUCUUCGGCGCCAUCUCUACCUUUAUCACGGGAGAGCGAUUUGGCCGACGCAAGACUAUUCUGAUCGGCAGCGCGCUGAUGCUCUUCGGCGCAAUCGUUCAGGCUGCCUCUCACACAGUCGGCGUCAUGAUUCUUGGCCGGCUGAUCAGUGGCUUGGGCAUGGGUGCCAUCAAUGCCACCGUGCCCGUGCUACAAGCCGAGAUGUCACCUGCAUGGAAUAGGGGUGCCUUCGUCGCUCUUGACCUGACGGUUCUCAACAUCGGCAUCGUCCUCAGCUAUUGGGUCGACUACGGUUUCAACUUUGGCUCGUCCCCCGCGAACAAGGAUAGGAUGGGCACCGCGGUCUGGAGAGUUCCCAUCGCUCUCCAGUGCGUCUUCAUCGUCGUCGUUGCCGUGUCGGCAUUCGUUAUUCCCGAGACGCCGCGCUGGCUUGCCGCAAAGGGACGAAAGCACGAUGCCAUUUCCGUCCUCGUACGGCUCCGGGCACGAACAGCGAAUGGCGACUUUAUAGGGGUACAAGAUGACUUCAACGCCAUCGAGGAGGCCGUCGCCCAAGAGCGCGCGACCGCGAACAGGGGCUGGCUUUCUCUCGUGAAACCGUACGGAGAUUCAUGGCGCGACGAUUCCAUGCAGACCCGGAAGAGGCUCCUCCUCGCCUGCUUUAUCCAAGCAGCUCAACAGCUUGGCGGCAUCAAUGCCCUCAUCUACUACAGCUCCACUCUCUUUACUCGCUCGAUCGGUAUGGCCAAAAAAGAGGCAGCACUGAUGAGUGGGGGUCUCAACAUGUGCCUUAUUCUCGGCAGCACGCUCUCUAUCUUUGCCAUCGACCGCAUCGGUCGGCGGCGGUUGCUGCUGCCCUGCAUUGCGGGCAUGUCUCUCGUCAUGAUCAUCCAGUCGAUAGUUAUCAAGAAGAUCGGAGACGAUGCCAGUGCGUCAAAAGUCUACGGCCGGGUAGCCUCGUCGAUGCUGUUCCUCUUCGCACUAUUUUUCAGCCUGGGCUUCCAGGCUACCGUCUGGCUCAUCCCCUCGGAGAUCCUGCCCCUCACGAUCCGGACCAAGGGAUCUGCUCUGUCUACCGCAAGCAACUGGAUUUGCAACUUUGCCAUCGUCAAGCUAACCCCCUCCGCAAUCGAAAACAUCGGCUGGAGAACGUAUGUGAUCUUCGCGAUCCUGAAUGCCGCCUGGCUGCCCGUGAUAUACUUUUUCCUGCCCGAGACGAUGGGCAAGACACUCGAGGAAGUCGACCUCCUCUUUCUAAGGCGGGCCUGGGAAACCCAAACGAUUCGCUGGAACGCACAUGAUGGUGAGGCUUAUGCGGGGAACUCGACGAGCGAAGUGGUAAAAGACAUCAAAAGGGAAGAUCAAGAUGGCGCCUACAAGGGCGUAGGAGCUAGUCCCAUCCUUCUCAAGACGUUGAGCGCCUGA